AUGCCAGGGAGGAAAAAGGAGGGGACAGAGCCCAUGAGAAAUGCCCACGGAAAGCCGCCUCUGACCCUCUGGAGGAAGGGAAAACAGAGAAGUAAAAGGACACUGCUCUGUCCGGGUCACCCUAAAUCCUUACUGGGGAAAAGAGAAGGACCAGGAGGCCAGCCAUUGUGUGAGAUGCUGCCAAGUGCUGGUGUCUAUUACUUCCCAUGGGAGAUCGACAGCUCAGUCCCUGAGGGGAAGACACUGAGGACAUUUGGCAGGUUAUGCUGCUAUGACCUGGCCCGAUCUGAAGCUGUCCUCACCACACAGCACAACUUGGCUCAGUACAAAGUCUGUGUUGACACCAAGUUUGUGGAGCCAUUCCAAGCCCAAGUGGGAUCUUUCUACAUGGUCCUGGGAGAGGUUGAACACAGGGAAGAAACUUCCAGUCCUGUGGUAAAAGCACGAAUAUUGACCUGUGUGGAAGGGGUGAAUGUGCCCCUGCUGGAACAAGCCAUACAGGAGCAGAGGAAAUACUUCAAUGAGAGGCAGGAGCAGAGGGAAAACAGCACAUCCUGACAGCAGCUCUGAGACCAGCCACACGCUGGUCCUUGCACUACCAUUUGGAACAAAUAUGUUUAAAGUAAAUUAGGGGGUGUGUUUGCUGUGGCAAGCAGCAAAGUCACUGAGUGGGGAAACACUUGAAGACUCUGAGUCAAUGUGUGUGACUGUGGGCUGUCCAGUCCUGCCUCAGGUGUCAUGACUGAAAACAGCUCUGGGAGGCAAGUUUGUUGUUUGUUUGAAAGGGUGGUUAAGGAAAGAGAACACUUGGGUUAUAUUGAUCCUUUUGUAAUGCACGACAUGAAGAAGUCAGAAGAAGAAAUCUCUGAAUCUGGAGUUAAGCAGCUCACCUUUGGCAGAUGGGGGGAAAAGGGCAUUAGCACAAAGUUCAUUAGCCCUGCCUGGCUGCAGCGCCAUGAGUGCCUCUGUUGUAGUACCCUGACUCAGCUGCCACACAGGAACAUUCCUGGCAAAACACUCAUGUAUCUGGACUGACCAAAGAAACAAGAAGAACAAAGAGUCCCUAUUUUCAGUAGCACCUGCCUCCUCAGGUGGGAAGAACUGGUAUCUAAGGGGAGGAUUAAGUCUAACUCUAAAAUCAAUAUUUGCAGUACUCUGA
Catharus ustulatus (Swainson's thrush) is the source of this 1159-nucleotide messenger RNA. It is a transcript of the gene TEN1, whose product is annotated as TEN1 subunit of CST complex. The record is from RefSeq and is a predicted model, not a curated record. The transcript is spliced from 4 exons. Gene Ontology annotation, cellular component: CST complex. Gene Ontology annotation, biological process: negative regulation of telomere maintenance via telomerase. Gene Ontology annotation, molecular function: telomerase inhibitor activity; single-stranded DNA binding; telomeric repeat DNA binding. NCBI's taxonomy places the organism in Eukaryota, Metazoa, Chordata, Aves, Passeriformes, Turdidae. Bases 1 to 558 code for a protein of 185 amino acids.